CUUGAACCUUCUACAUCAGAUAUUUUUUGCUCACCCACUGCGCGGUCACACUCGCGUGGCAUUUUGGCGCAUUUUGUGGUGGUGUUUGUGCCGAAAAAUAAUAGCAACAAAAUUCGCAAUGUCGACGCUGGAGCUGUGCGAGAAAUUCUUUGGGACGCGGGAUGUGUACCAGCUAAUGGGCCUUGAAAAAACCGCCGCUGAGAAGCAGGUAAAGAAGGCAUACCACAAGCUCUCCCUGCUCGUCCAUCCGGACCGAGUGCCCGAGGAGCAGAAAGAGGAGUCCACUGAAAAGUUCAAGGUGCUGUCGAAGCUCUACCAGGUGCUGACGGACUCCCAAAAACGGGCGCUAUACGACGAACAGGGCUUGAUAGACGACGACGAUGAGGCCGAGUCUAAGCUCUCGUCGUGGUUGGACCUCUGGAGCAAGAUAUUCAAACCCAUCUCCGAGGAGGACAUCAACAACUACGAAAAGGAGUACGUGGACUCGGACUUGGAGCGCACGGACAUAAAGAAGGCGUAUCUUGGUGGCAAGGGGUGCAUCAACUAUUUGAUGAACCAUGUGCCCUUCAUGAAGGUGGAGGAUGAGCCACGCAUCCAAAAGAUUGUCCAAGACAUGAUUGCCAGCGGCGAGGUGCCCGAGUACAAGAUCUUCACCGAGGAGCCGGCUGCUAAGCGUAAAAAGCGCCAUCAGAAGUAUGCCCGUGAAUUCAAAGAGGCCAAGGUUAUUAAGGAGAGACUCAAGCGCCGGCAAAAGGAGAAGGACGACCAGGAUCUGGCCGACAACGGCGGCGAUCUACAGCAAAUGAUUCUGGCGCGUCGCAAUCAGCGGGAGUCUAACUUUGGCUCCCUAAUGGACCGUCUGAUGGAGAAGUACGGCAACGAGGACGACUCCGAUACCGUCGACUUCAGCGCCUUUGAGAAGAAGAAAAAGAAGUCGAAGAAACCCGCCAAACAGGAUCCAAAACCGAAGCUUAAUGGAGUCAAGACUGGUCGGGUGGAAAAGACCAAGAAUUAGGGUCAACUACCACUCCUUAACUUAUAUAUUUCUAAAUCUAAAGUAGAGAAUAGUAUUAGUUACCCGUAUGUAUUUAUCCAUGUACGUUUAUUUCACAACUUUUUAAAAUGAAAUAUAACUUUAUGUUUCGUUUGAACUGUCCAAAAGGUGUAAAACGAGCAGCAAAUAGCUUUCUUUUGUUUCCAAAGUGCUUUUACACUUUCUUGGUUCGCAAGCAAAUCAAAUCAAAUAAAAAUAAACUUAUGUUGUUACCGCUCAA
Molecule: messenger RNA, 1274 nt
Organism: Drosophila ficusphila
Lineage: Eukaryota; Metazoa; Arthropoda; Insecta; Diptera; Drosophilidae
Product: J domain-containing protein CG6693
Exons: 1
Coding region: 119-1015 (298 amino acids)
Cellular component (GO): nucleus; cytoplasm
Molecular function (GO): heat shock protein binding
Source: RefSeq, a predicted model, not a curated record